ACUGUAAUUACAUGGAAGUUGAUCUCGAAAAAUACAUGGAAGCUUCCAACAACAAGGGGCAAGAGAAUACUGUAAUUAUAAAUUAAGCAAAUAAGCUAUCCUUUCUGGCAAGAGACAUAACUAAUGAAAAUGGAAGCAACUGGCGAUCGCUAUGAAGGGAGAAUGAGACUUCUAUACGAGGCAUCAUACAGAGGGUGCGUUUCAACUUUGAACACCCUAAUCCUGCAAGAUCCUCUGAUCUUGCACAGAAUCAACUCGCGAACCAUCUUUAUGGAAACUCCCUUACACGUUUCAGCUUUGCUUGGCCACCUUGAUUUCACAAAAGCCCUUCUUUCUCACAAACCCAAAUUAGCCAUUGAGUUGGACUCCUUCCAAAGCACACCUCUCCACUUAGCUUCUGCAGAAGGCCACAUCGACAUAGUGAAGCAGUUGUUGCAGUACUGUGAUGAUGCGUGCUUGGUUCUUGACCAAGAAGGGAGAAUUCCCUUGCACUACGCUGUUAUAAGAGGGAGAUUUGAGGUUGUUGCAGAGCUUAUUAGAGUAAAACCUGAGUCUUUGAGGAUCCUUGACAAGGGUAAAACUAUUUUCCACUUUUGUGUCACGUACAACCACUUGGAGAUCCUCAAAUCUUUGAUUGAAUUGGCUAUUGGCGACACUUACGAGCUCCUCAAUCAGAGAGACAUGGAUGGCAAGAACACCAUUCUCCAUUUGGCUGUUAUGUCGAAGCAAGUUGAGACGGUGAGGUAUCUCUUGUCAAUUCCUGAAAUAAGAGAACUGUCUAACAUGGAGAACGGGAUGGGUUAUACGGUCCACGAAAUUCUUGAGCAAAUUCCGCAGGACUUGAAGAGCCUUGAAAUACAAGUGAUACUGAUGAACUCUGGCAUUAACAGUACCGAAAGGAGAGAAGUGAAGGAUCGUGAAGGCCCAACAAGUACUAAUGUCGGCCAAGGAAUGAGACCUCGGAAGAAGUGGUGGAAAAAUAUUUUGAAGCACAUGGGAAAAUGGUUUAAGUAUAACGGUGAUUGGUUUAAGUCUUGUGGCUACUGUCAUCUCGACCAUAACCUUUCAAGCUGUAAUCAAUCCUCCAGGAGGCUUCAUUCAACAAGCUUCAUGAAUUACAAUACCAUAUCCUUCGUUGCAUCUCUUGGCGUUACACUUUUGCUUGUGAGUGGAGUUCCUCUCAAGAAUAAACUUGUGAUGCGGAUUUUAUCAAUAGGCAUGAUUAUAACUCUCACGUCCCUUGCACUUGCCUACUCUUUUGCGCUCUACAUGAUAACCCCAGGCCUAUAUUAUUGGAGUAAAUCGACUUCCGAUGUAAAUGUCAAAGCCUACAUUAUUUGGAUGGUUUUGCUUGGAUUCAUUGGUCUAUACAUCAUAACCUACUUUUUCAUAUGGGCAGUCAAGACAUGCAUGAAGAUGAUCAAGCAUCUGACGUCAAUAUGUCCAAGGAACAGAAACGAAAAUGCCAUUGGUUGAUGUGAUCUCAAUCAAUAUGUGUGUCUGUUGGGGGAGUAGCUAGGUUGUCUCACGCUUCUAGAUUGAAACGUGGGGUCACACACGUUUAUACAAUAAUAUGGAAAGAGAGGGAGAAAGAGCACAAAAUGAGAUCCUCAACUGAUUUGUGAUUGCUUCCUUCCCCUAUCAGUGAACAAAAUUGAUCAGACGAUCCUCUCUGGCAGAAUUUUAGUAAACAGUUUGAGUACUAUUAUUAAGUUCGUAUUUUUCUUAGAUUUAGUUCUCCUCUUAUAUAAUUUGUUUGUAAUUGUGUUGCUACUUUUUAUUUAUUUUUCAUAUUUAAGAACAGUAAACUUAAUU
Prosopis cineraria is the source of this 1815-nucleotide messenger RNA. Its product is annotated as ankyrin repeat-containing protein BDA1-like. Gene Ontology annotation, cellular component: plasma membrane. The coding region runs from base 124 to 1476 and encodes 450 amino acids. The transcript is spliced from 3 exons. The record is from RefSeq and is a predicted model, not a curated record. NCBI's taxonomy places the organism in Eukaryota, Viridiplantae, Streptophyta, Magnoliopsida, Fabales, Fabaceae. Gene Ontology annotation, molecular function: protein phosphatase regulator activity; protein phosphatase 1 binding.